Gilbertella persicaria is the source of this 1408-nucleotide messenger RNA. Its product is annotated as transferase. The transcript is spliced from 2 exons. The record is from RefSeq and is a predicted model, not a curated record. Bases 23 to 1357 code for a protein of 444 amino acids. Lineage: Eukaryota; Fungi; Mucoromycota; Mucoromycetes; Mucorales; Choanephoraceae.
GUCAAAAUAAGAAACAUUAACAAUGGUACCUCUCCCACCAAAACACCGCUCAUUCAUCACAUCUCGAUCAGGGCUCACAUCAGACCCUAUUUCAGCACCUCACGGUUUCAGCUUAGUCACUUCACAUAUUUAUACACAAGUUCUUUACUUUUUUGAAAAUAUUCAUCAUGACCCGAGUUUUAUGAACUCCGCUAAAAUCAAAGAGGCCCUUAGGCUUGCUCUUGAGAUCUAUUACCCAUUUACUGGUAGACUUAUUAAGAAGGAGAAUGGUCGAUAUGAUAUUGGCCAUUUUGAUAAAGGUGCUUUAUUUGAAGUUGUUGAUUCAGCAGAUGAUUUUGAAUACUGGAAACGCCAUAAUUUCUCUUAUCUUAUUGUACCUUAUGAAGAGCUCUUGCCAAUCAAAUCUUAUGUUAGCAGAGACUCCCCACUUUUCGGUGUUAAGCUUACUGUUACAAAAAGUGGUAGUUGUGCCAUAGCUUACUCUAUCCAUCACAAGAUUGCUGAUGGUAUCUGCCUAACUCGACUUAUUGCUUAUAUAUGUGCUAUUACGCGUGGUGAAAUGCCCAGUCAACAAAACAGAUCCUUGUAUACAGACAGCAUGAGACUUCCUGUACAACCAUUGCCUGAUGUGGACCAUAAUGACAUGUAUCCACAUUACUUACCUGGACAAGCACCUGUUCCCACCAUCAAGCCAGCUCCUUCUAAAAAAUUGAUUUUCAACUUUGAUAGACAACUUAUGAGCAAAUUCAAGUCUCAAGUGGUUGCUGAAGCCAACGAUCCCAAGGCAAGAAUAUCCCUUUUUAAUUUGCUUACUGCUCUUGUCCAUAAAAGCAUUACUAAAGCACGUCAAAGACCCUCUGAAUCCUGUUCAGACUUGGUAUGCAUUGUGGGUCAACAUCAUUGUCAUCCCGAUAAAAACAUGAUGAACUACUUUGGUAAUUUUAUUGUACCUGUUCCUGUUCCUUUUACAGUACAGCAAGUAAUUGACAAAAGCACUUAUCAGAUAGCUAAAGAGAUUGGUAUUGCUUGUAAAUCAAUCACUGUACCUUACAUGGAAUCACUUGAGUAUUACUUUAAUACAUCAAAACAUCUAGAGCAUAUUGUAAGUCCGAUUUCUCGCUUAGGAUAUGGUGGUGUUGGCAUUUCAGAUUGGUCCAGAUUCCUGGUAGAUUUCGAUUAUGGAUAUGGUCACUAUGUAGCCAUGAGAAGCUUUGUUGAUACUUCACCUAUUCCUUUAAUUACGAUCAUGCCAUACAAACCUGAUAGAAUUGAAGUUAUUAUUCAACUUGAUGUUAAGAGUUUAGAUAGAUUAUUACAAGAUAAAGAACUUAUGCAGUUUGUUAAAUGUGUCAAUUAAAAUAAAAAAAGCUCUACCAUGAUUAUUUCAAACAUACACAGGAUAACUUGG